CUGCCCUAUAAUUGCUACCUCUCUUCGCGCCGUAUAAGAGCAUCCAGGGAGCUCUGCAGGCGCUUACCCUUCCUCUUCCUCCCACACCACUUGCAGAUAUGUCGGAAGUGAAGCCCAUCUCUUGGUCCACCGUCGAUGCGGCCUCAAAGCACACCGCGACGUUCAUAUUCCUCCAUGGUCUGGGAGACUAUGGCUUCCGCUGGACUUAUAUAGCCAAGUCGUUUGUAAACCAGCCUUCGCUGAGCCAUGUUAAAUGGGUGCUGCCGAAUGCUCCCACGCGUCAUAUCACGGCCAACGGAGGUGCGGCCAUGCCUGUGAGUGUAACGUCGUUCGACAUCAAGAAUUUCGGCGUGCCGAUAGGACCUGAAGACGAGGAGGGGAUGCUCCAUUCACGGCAGGAAAUUCAAGGCCUCAUCGACGCAGAGAUCCAAGACGGCAUAGACCCAUCGCGCAUCAUACUGGGCGGCCUGAGCCAAGGCGGCGCCAUGACUUGGGUAACCGGGCUCACUAGCCCCGUCAAGCUCGCCGGACUCGUCCUGCUCAGCAGUCGCCUCCCAAUGCCGCACAAGGUCAAAGAGCUGGCCGCGCCAUACGUCAAGGAGCUACCGAUCUUCACCGCGCAUGGUAACGCUGACGACCUGGUCCACAUUGACCGCUGCUACUCCUCGCUCAAUUUCCUGAACACCGAGCUGGGAAUCGGGAAGGCUUCUGCGCCUGGUCUCCCUGGUGUGAACCUUCAUAUAUACGAGGGACUGGGCCAUACUACAAUCCCGAAGGAAUUCGAGGAUUUGAAGGUAUGGCUUGAGAAGGUGGUACCCGCUGUUUGAAUAUGUAUUUCCAAAGUCUGUCGUGAUCUCUGUCAUCAAAGGAUAAUGACUGUAUUGUUAUGCCAGAGGGUUGUCUGUUGGCAGUAUGCGCCAGAGGAAGACGCGCGC
Molecule: messenger RNA, 935 nt
Organism: Schizophyllum commune H4-8
Lineage: Eukaryota; Fungi; Basidiomycota; Agaricomycetes; Agaricales; Schizophyllaceae
Product: Phospholipase/carboxylesterase
Exons: 7
Coding region: 99-827 (242 amino acids)
Biological process (GO): protein depalmitoylation
Cellular component (GO): cytoplasm
Molecular function (GO): palmitoyl-(protein) hydrolase activity; carboxylic ester hydrolase activity
Source: RefSeq, a predicted model, not a curated record